CAUUUAUCCAACCCACUUCUAUCUAAAGGUUGUAAUUCAGCAAUCUUGAUACCACCAAUUAUUGCCCACAUCCCCAGACAAGAUGGAUUCAACCAAGCUUAGCAAGAAGAGGAAACUCAAGGAUGCAAGCGGCGAUAAAGUGUCCAAGAAGUCAAAAACACCCUCUUUCAAGACGCCUAAGUCAAAGAAGUUGAAGCGAGUCGCCGAACCCUCGAGCGACGAACCCGAGCCGGAAGAUGAGGCUGAGAUUGAAGGACGGAUUGAAGAACAAAUUGAAGAACAGAUUGAAGGCCAGAUUGAAAAACAGGCCGAGGAGCAAAACGCAAGCGACUUGGAAGGUAGCGGCUUGGAGGAUGAUGUUGAAGAAACAUCCGAAUUGAACAAGAGAGUAGAAGCAGCCAAUGCCGAAGAUGACGAUGCUGGCCAAAGUAACCAGAACACCGACUUACCUACCGACAGCGCCAUCUCGGCCCUACAGAAUGCCAUAGGUUCCGAUGCCCAGAACUUUGCCGACUUGAAUCUAUCCGAGAAGACGACGAAGGCUAUCAAGGAGGAUAUGGGCUUCGAAAAGAUGACUACCAUACAACGGAGGGCCAUCCCACCCUUGCUCGCGGGCCGCGACGUGCUCGGCGCCGCAAAGACUGGAAGUGGGAAGACUUUGGCUUUCUUGAUUCCUGCCGUUGAAAUGCUGAGCGCUCUUCGAUUUAAGCCGCGAAACGGAACUGGUGUUAUCGUUGUCUCUCCCACCAGAGAGCUGGCUCUACAGAUAUUCGGUGUCGCGCGCGAACUGAUGGCGCAUCACUCCCAAACCUACGGCAUAGUCAUCGGGGGAGCAAAUCGUAGAGCUGAGGCCGACAAGUUAUCUAAAGGAGUGAAUCUUAUCAUUGCGACCCCAGGAAGGCUUCUGGAUCACCUGCAAAAUACCCCCUUCGUCUUCAAGAACUUGAAGUCCCUUAUCAUCGACGAGGCCGACCGGAUAUUAGAAAUAGGGUUCGAAGAUGAGAUGCGCCAGAUCAUCAAGAUAUUACCCAACGAGGGUAGACAGACCAUGCUCUUCUCCGCCACCCAGACGACCAAGGUCGAAGAUCUCGCCAGGAUUUCCCUGAGGCCGGGUCCUCUUUACAUAAACGUUGACGAAGAGAGCGCCAGCUCUACAGUUGCCGGACUUGAGCAGGGCUACGUUACGUGCGACGCCGACAAGCGAUUCCUUCUUCUCUUCUCAUUCUUGAAGCGAAAUCUGAAGAAGAAAGUCAUCGUCUUCUUCUCCAGUUGCGCGAGCGUAAACUAUUACGCCGAACUUCUCAAUUACAUCGAUCUGCCUUGCCUCUCUCUUCACGGGAAGCAGAAGCAGCAGAAGCGGACGAACACGUUCUUCGAAUUCUGCAACGCCAAAACCGGCAUUCUUCUAUGCACAGACGUGGCUGCUCGUGGUUUAGAUAUCCCAGCAGUUGAUUACAUAGUGCAAUUCGAUCCGCCUGACGAUCCCCGCGAUUACAUUCACCGGGUCGGUCGAACCGCGCGCGGCGCAAACUCCAAAGGCCGCAGUCUCCUCUUCCUGCAGCCUCACGAACUCGCCUUCUUGUCCCACUUAAAGGAAGCCAAGGUACCGGUGCUCGAGUAUGAGUUCCCGGCGAAGAAGGUGCUCAACGUUUCUUCGCAACUUGAGAAGCUCAUAUCUCAGAACUACUAUCUCAACCAGAGUGCCAAAGACGGUUACCGGUCUUAUCUGCACGCCUACGCGAGCCACAGCUUGCGUUCAGUAUUUGAUAUUCAUAAGCUGGAUCUAGCAAAGAUUGCUAAGAGUUUUGGCUUCUCUACCCCUCCUCGGAUCGACCUUACAUUAGGCGCAAGUAUGAGCAGAGAUAAGAAGACGCAGGGAAGAAGGGGUUACGGAAGUCAGCCGCGGCAGGGUCAGAAGUUCAGCAAGAGGCGGUAGCAUUGUUACCUAUGCUGGAAUAGGAAUUCGAUCAAUUAGGAGUUUUCGACCGUGGUUUUGCUUGUUAUGAUAUACCAGCUUCGUAUGUUUACAUAGGUCCAUGACACGG
This is a messenger RNA of Annulohypoxylon maeteangense, 2045 nucleotides long. Its product is annotated as ATP-dependent RNA helicase HAS1. The record is from RefSeq and is a predicted model, not a curated record. Gene Ontology annotation, biological process: maturation of LSU-rRNA from tricistronic rRNA transcript (SSU-rRNA, 5.8S rRNA, LSU-rRNA). Bases 83 to 1936 code for a protein of 617 amino acids. Gene Ontology annotation, molecular function: nucleic acid binding; RNA helicase activity; ATP binding. Lineage: Eukaryota; Fungi; Ascomycota; Sordariomycetes; Xylariales; Hypoxylaceae. Gene Ontology annotation, cellular component: nucleolus. The transcript is spliced from 3 exons.